AUGCAAUUUCGUGCAUGUAGAGAGUCUGGAGACUGGCAGGAAACAAGGACAGCAGCCCAACAAAGACAAAGACUUAAUGAUACACCACAUGUACUCUCUCGAGGUGGUUAUGCAUUAUUGGAGAAAAAAUUGAAAAAGUCGCGUGCACAGACUCUGGGACUUGAGUCCCCUGACCUAGUGGAUGCAAUUCCUAGGUACGAGAUGUGGAAGGCUGCUCGGACUAAGUCCGAUGGGCAAAUGACAUCACAAUCAGCUCAAAUCAUAUCUCAAAAAAUAGAUGAAUUAAUUGAGCAAGAGACUCAGGGUUCGUUUGUUGGCCAUGGUCGGGACGAUAUACUCACAACGGCAAUUGGAAGGCCAGAGCACCCAGGACGUGUGCGUGGUGUUGGAGGUGCCAUUGGUCUUCGAGAUUACUUUGGUCCUCCACAAAGAAGUAAUGAAUCGUUGAGUCAAGAGGCCUUGAGGAAGAUGGAGCAACAAAUGGAGGAAAGAUUCAACCAACGCAUGGGAAUUAUGGAGCAACGUUUUAUGGAACAACUUCAACAGCAACAACAAAUACAAAGAACACUUGAAGAAAAGCUUCAGUCCAUGCAGCAACAGAACAUGGAAUUACCCACUCAAGCUCCAAUAGGACAACGUGUGAGUACAAAAGGCUCAUGCUCUGGUGUAGAUCAUACUGACUACACAAGUCAGUAUGAGCUAUUGGUUGAUGAAGACCCCCCGCGCGUAGUGGCCAUAGGACGACAACUUCAGGGUGGGGAGACUAUCCAUGGUGUUCCUCUAUUGCCCCAUCAUGUGCGUGUGAUGAUUGAUGAAGUUCGAGAUCCCCAUGCCCAAGUGCCUGUGCCAACUUCAGAAAUCCAAUUUGUUGGGGAAGCUUUAGGCACAUUUAUUGCUUGGCCUAAAGCAUUGAUCAUGCCAUACUUUAGCCCACCAAAGUCCACUCGUCCUGAAAAACAGCCGGUCCGACGUCCACGUGUUAUACGUGAAGAUGAUGAAAUGGCGGAAGCAGAAGAUGAUCCUCUAGGAAAGCUGCUUCUGAAAUUACACAAGUUGAAAAGAUGA
This is a messenger RNA of Vigna unguiculata (cowpea), 1065 nucleotides long. RefSeq lists its product as uncharacterized. NCBI's taxonomy places the organism in Eukaryota, Viridiplantae, Streptophyta, Magnoliopsida, Fabales, Fabaceae. The record is from RefSeq and is a predicted model, not a curated record.